UCUUUGGGUAAUAAACGUUGAAUUUUGUCUGUGAACUUGAUCUGCACUUGAUUUUUCGAUAUGAGCAGUGGAUUGUCAUUUUUUUGUGGAAAAAAAUGUUAAUUUUAAUGUAAACGUGAAGAGUAUCGAGGAGUGACGAUUUAUCGAAAAUGUGCAAGUGAAUAAUAAGAGUUGUGGAGUAUUGUGUGGGCUAGGUUAGGUCUGGAAAAAGGAGUAUAAAAAUUACAUUCAAUUGUCGUUGCUUUUUAUGGUAAAUUAUAAAAAUGGAUAAUACCACUACUGCUGAGUGCUUGACUCUCGAUUUCGGGCCCUUCGAGACUGUACAUCGAUGGCAGCAAAUGCCGGCCUGUGAUGAAUUCGUUGGGGCAAGACGAAGUAAACACACAGUGGUAGCCUACAAAGAUGCAAUUUAUGUAUUCGGUGGUGACAAUGGCAAGCGAAUGUUGAAUGAUCUUCUUCGCUUUGAUGUCAAAGAAAAAUCAUGGGGUCGUGCUUUUGCAACAGGCACCCCACCAGCUCCUCGUUACCAUCAUUCAGCAGUCGUCCACGACAGCUCGAUGUUUGUAUUCGGUGGCUACACCGGUGACAUUCAUUCAAAUUCCAACCUAACCAACAAGAACGACCUCUUCGAAUAUCGAUUUCAAAAUGGUCAAUGGACCGAAUGGAAAUUUAUUGGAAAAACUCCAGUGGCUCGUUCCGCUCACGGUGCCGCUGUGUACGAUAAUAAAUUGUGGAUAUUCGCUGGAUACGACGGUAAUGCGCGGUUGAAUGAUAUGUGGACGAUCUCCCUUCUACCAGGAGAAUUGCGAAUUUGGGAGGAAGUCGUGCAGUCCGGCGAUUGUCCCCCAACCUGUUGCAAUUUUCCAGUGGCAGUUGCCCGAGAAUCAAUGUUCGUAUUCAGCGGCCAGAGUGGAGCUAAGAUUACAAACAGUCUCUUUCAAUUUCACUUCAGGGAUAAACGCUGGACGCGAAUAUCCACUGAGCAUAUUUUACGAGGUGCACCACCACCACCAGCUCGUCGUUACGGUCACACAAUGGUUAGUUUCCAUCGUCAUCUGUACGUAUUUGGUGGUGCAGCUGACUCUACUCUACCUAAUGAUCUACAUUGCUACGAUCUAGAUACACAAACCUGGAAUGUUGUUAUUCCGUCUAACGACAGUGAGAUUCCCACAGGAAGGCUCUUUCAUGCUGCAGCUGUUAUUGCAGAAGCCAUGUACAUAUUCGGAGGUACAGUUGAUAACAAUGUCCGCUCGGGCGAGACUUACAGAUUCCAAUUCUCAUGUUAUCCCAAGUGCACGUUGCACGACGAUUUUGGUCGGUUAUUGGUCUCUCGGCAAUUUUGUGACGUUGAAUUCGUAGUGGGUAAGGAUCACAUGGAAAAGAAAAUACCAGCACACAUUGCUAUGGUAGCAGCAAGAUCUCAAUUUCUCAGUGGAAAAAUCAGACAGGCUAGGGAAAAGCGAACGAAACAUCUUGAGAAGGUUUUCGGUACCACGGAAAUUCCGUUGAAAGACAUGCCUCUGCUGGAAGUUAAAUUGGAAGACGCCGUACCAAAGGCAUUUGAAAUGGUCCUCAAUUACAUAUACACAGAUCGGAUAGAUCCCACUAAAGGCGUUGAUGACCCGGAGCCUGGUAAUUUGAUUGUCCUUUUGAUGAUGGACGUUUAUCGUUUGGCUGUCCAAUUUAACAUGAAACGCCUCGAGCAGCUGUGCGUUCAUUACCUGGAAGCCACAAUUAAUCACGCUAACGUGUUGGAAGCUCUGCACAAUGCUGCACACCUAGAGCUGUAUUUCAUCAAGGAAUUCUGUCUCAGUUUCGUUGUCAAGGACAGCAACUACAAUCAGAUCGUAAUGAGUCAGGAAUUUGAAAUCCUUGAUCAGCCAUUGAUGGUGGAAAUAAUAAGGAGAAGGCAGAUGCCACAGACACGUAGUUUUUCAAAGCAUUACGAGCUUGGUACUGGCACUACUUUGGAACAAGAUAUGGCCAUAUUUUUAAAGAGCGUAGGCAAGGAAUUUUGCGAUAUUACUUUAAUGCUUGAUGGCGUACCGAUACCGGCGCACAAAGCUGUUUUGGCAGCUCGUUGCAGCUAUUUUGAGGGAAUGUUCAGGUCUUUUAUGCCGGAAAACAAUACCGUCAAUAUACAAAUUGGGGAGAUGAUUCCGUCGUCUGAAUCAUUUGCAUCUCUCAUGAGGUACAUCUAUUACGCUGAUGUUUCCAUGCCCCCGGAGGACUCAUUGUACCUAUUUACGGCACCUGUUUUUUACGGAUUCACCAACAAUCGGUUGCAGGCAUUUUGCAAGCAAAAUCUUGAGAUGAAUGUUACGUUUGAAAAUGUCAUUCAAAUACUGGAGGCAGCCGACAGAAUGCAAGCCUGUGAUAUGAAAAAAUAUGCUCUCAAUCAUAUUGUUCAUCACUUCAGUCAGGUUGCACGUUUACCCAGGCUCAAACAAUUAAGCCGAGAGCUGCUGUUAGAUAUAAUUGAGACACUAGCGGAUGAGCAGGGGGAGGCGCGCACUUGUCAGGACAUGACUAGUGAUUGCUGACUCAAUUGGUUCAAUCGCCGUGAUUGUCAUCGGAGAACCAGGAGCCAGCAUUAAACGGCCUGAAAAUUUUUUGUAUAGGUUAAAGAGGUAAAGACUAUUUUGUGGGAAUCGAAUAGAGAUUGUUCGUUCUUAGACUAUCACUGAUAACUGAUUGCAUUUGAAAUGAGGUCUAAUUUGUCCUUCCUACAGUAUCGAAGGGUUCUACGAUUUUGCUUGCAGGGCACAUAUACUGACACCUAUCGCCUAUUGACUGGGCCUUGGGCAGAGUGUAAAAUGAUCGCGGGGCCCAUUGCAUUUCCUGCUUAAGUGGCAACGUCUAAAAUCCCUAAAAGCCUAAAAGCUUGGCCUUCCUUUUUUACUUCUUUUAUUUCAGUGAAGACAGCAAUUCAAUCAAAAAGGUUCCAUCAAUUAUUUAUUUUACAUAGUAUAAUUUUUGGUAUGAAAUUAAUGAAAUUUAAUCUUUUCCAUUGCUUUAAAAUAAAAACACUGAAUGCGGUGAUUUCCGUCGCUGUGAUGUAAAUAAAU
Fopius arisanus is the source of this 3068-nucleotide messenger RNA. It is a transcript of the gene Lztr1, whose product is annotated as Leucine zipper like transcription regulator 1. The record is from RefSeq and is a predicted model, not a curated record. NCBI's taxonomy places the organism in Eukaryota, Metazoa, Arthropoda, Insecta, Hymenoptera, Braconidae. Gene Ontology annotation, cellular component: Golgi apparatus. The coding region runs from base 264 to 2543 and encodes 759 amino acids. Gene Ontology annotation, molecular function: protein binding. The transcript has 3 exons.